CGACAGCCCGGGCAGAAUCAUGGAGGAUGUAAGGGUCCAGGAAGGAUCACAUGGCACGGAAGUGCUAUAGACAGGACGAAGACCCUAAUUACAGGACUAAGUACGGAUUACGCGUGCAAAGCUGCAGAGAGAGAGAGCGAGAGAGGCGUUAGCUGCCUGAGCAUGUGAGCUUGAGCUACGCAUGAGUGGACUAUAAGUUCAUGUACUAGUACGCACGACUGGAGCUAUCGCGUCCAUUGAUUUUUUCAUACCCUGAGAUCACCGGCUAGUUGGCCUGUUAGAGCUGAUUCGCGCCGUUACUUCCUUGCUUUCAUGCUGUCAGUAUCCGGUUUUGUUGCGUUACAUGCGAUUCUGUAGGAAGCCGUAGUUUUGAUACCACCUUCCGUCUUCCAUCUUCCAGCCGUAGUCGCUGGGAGACCACGCGACCAGUGUCGCAACGGCUUCGCACAGCGUUGUGUCAAUCAUGUCGCCAGCUCGCCACAGCCGGUCGCUCUCUCCCUCACUCAUCGUCGCACGCGUCGCCGCAGCAGCAAUCGCCGUCGCGCUGCUUGCGGCUGUGCCGGGCCACGCGCAACCCGCUAAAACCGCAGGUGGGUGCACGAACUACGGCAAGGGAACGUGGGUACGCGAUAACAGCCGCCCCGCUUACGACUCCAACACAUGCAAGUUCAUGGGAGUGAGCAACUGCCUCAGGCAAACCGGGAGAUCAAAAGACUGGCUGUACUGGUCUUGGAAGCCCAAUGGUUGUCCUGCCAACGGCAUGCGGUUUGAUGCUCUGGGAUUCUUGAAGCUGAUGAAAAACAAGGUGUUUGCCAGUGUGGGGGAGUCUAUCUCCGUUAGAGGCUUCCUCCUUGCUGUCGUCUGCAAUGUCGCUAAAUACACCGAAGUGAAGAUGCUGGCUAAGCCAAACAAGUUCGGCAACACGGAGGUGUACUACGUGCCCAGUCACAACGUGACACUUGUCAACUUCUGGGCGGCGUUUCUUGUCGCCAUUGACACGAGCAAGGAGACCCUGGCCAGGUUCGGCAACACCAAGCCUGCCCUCCAAGACACGGUGGUGAACCUCCACAAGCUCGACCCCGCCUGGGCGGCACAUCUGGACAAAGUCCACGUCAUCGUGUUGCAGACUGCCGCAGACUGGCCGGCAGGGCGCGACCUUAUGCGGCGGUACUAUACGGAUGCGAAUUGGAACGCGAUUACGCCCAAGCCAUCUACCUAUGGGGCUUACGAAAUCGCCAUGCGCACAGUGUUCAACGCCUUUGCAGGGCGGAGCACGAGGGGCAAGCCCUUCCCCGUGCCCUUCUUCCUCUCUGCCCCCCCUCGCCUCAACGGCUGCCAGAACGUCUCGUCCCUCAGCUCUCCACAGCAGGUGACAUCUCUCUUCAACGACAACAAAGCCUCCAAGAGCUUCCUCCCCAUUCAGCAAAAGGUCUUCCAGAACCGGCGGCCGUUCCGCUUCCUCCCGAUCACGUACCUCUCCCUGUUCCGAGGGGAUGCGUUUAUGUCAUCCAGCGGGGCGCAUGACGGGGGGAGAGACUGCCUGCACUUCUGCUUACCUGGCGUGCCUGACACCUGGGCGGACGCCCUUUAUACGACGAUGAAGAGUGACCAGUUUCUGGUGAAUAAUGCUGCCAAAUAGAGGGGGGGGGCUAGCCGGUAUGGGUGCAGCGAUCACCCACCCACCUCUCCCUGUUCUGAGGAGACGCCUUGAUGUCAUCCAGUGGGGCCCACGAUGGGGGGAGGGACUGCCUGCACGUCUGCCUGCCAGAGGUGCCUGAUGUGUGGGCUGAUGCCCUCAAUACCACCAUGAAGACUGACCAAUCCCUGGUUUAACAAUGCCGCUAAAUAGAGGUUGCAAGCGGAUAGUAGUAGUUGAAUAAGGGUGCAGCGAUUAACUGCCUGUCCCUGUUCCGAGGAGACGCGCUUUCAAGUCGUCCAGUGGGCCCCACGAAGGGGGGAGGGACUGCCUGCACUUCUGCUUACCAGGAAGGGUGCCUGUUGUGUGGGCUGAUGCCGCCUGCUACCCUGCAAGGACGACUGACCAGGUUCUAGUGAGCAAUGCGGCUUUGCAAGGGCAGUAAGUUGGGGAAAGGUGCAGGUGCAUGCAGCAUCACCUAUCGUUUUGGGCUUUCAUCAAACGUGCAGCCAAGGGUGCUGCUAAGUUGCUACGGUUGCGAGCAUGGAGCUACGGUAGGAAAAAGAAGGCAAAAAGAAGGUUGAGAAUACUUUCAUGUUUAUUCUGUUAUGGUGCACGUUGAUGAAUCUGCGGUACAU
Messenger RNA from Closterium sp. NIES-67, 2274 nucleotides. The record is from the annotation of a GenBank genome assembly. NCBI's taxonomy places the organism in Eukaryota, Viridiplantae, Streptophyta, Zygnematophyceae, Desmidiales, Closteriaceae.